This is a messenger RNA of Sceloporus undulatus (fence lizard), 853 nucleotides long. RefSeq names its product CEBPZ opposite strand (gene CEBPZOS). The transcript is spliced from 5 exons. The record is from RefSeq and is a predicted model, not a curated record. The coding region runs from base 22 to 420 and encodes 132 amino acids. Lineage: Eukaryota; Metazoa; Chordata; Lepidosauria; Squamata; Phrynosomatidae.
AAUGUCCUACAUUUUCCUGGGAUGUCCUCCAUUUUAUGGUGCCUUGUCCUCCUUUGCGGGGAGGACAUCUGCUCACCCUGGAUGUGUGCCUGUCCUCUUAAGGAAAGGGAAGGGGACGUCAUGCUUGGAGCUGCAGGUUACCCUGUGAUCAACAGCCCUGUUCAGACAUUGAAGACUGGCUGUGUCAUGAAUCCUCUGUUAGCAAAAAAGAUCUUCAAAGGAAUUUUACUUCUGGAAUGUCUUGGCUUUGCUGGAGCAUAUGCAUUGUAUUACAAGAUGGACACAAAUCAAGAUUUCAGGAAAAAAAUGAACAGGAGAUAUCCAUCUAUCCUGGAAGUUUAUUACAAAAGUAAUGAGUGGUCUGGUAUUUAUGGCAAAAGAGAGCAAGAUCAAGAGACAUGGUUAAGCAACAAAAACUAGAACAUUCUGUGCCCAAACCUCUUUUUCUGCUUGAUGAUACUUUUUGCAUCCCUGUUGUGAAUCCACUUGUCACGCUCUGCCUCCCACUUGAGCUGUUUCAAAUCUUAUGGAGGAAGAUAUGGAACAAGUAACACAAGUUAAUGGAGUAACUACAUCCCUAGAACAUUUGGCACUGAGGUUUUAUAUGAUAUGAAGAAAACUGCAUAAGAUAUUAGACUCAAAAGAUUGAAUGAAGCACAAAUGACUACAAGAUGUUUGCUGUAAUAUUCUCCAAAAAAGGAAAGUGUUCAGCUUUCAAUUUGUGUUAUUUUUUACUGUUCAGAAUUAAGCAACUUAUACUGCAGUCGUAUUCUACAGAUUUAGGUGAAGCUGAUUAAAUAGUCUUCUAGAGUCCAUGAAUGCUUAUGUUAGAAUAAACAAAUUAAUCUUAAAA